Anolis sagrei ordinatus is the source of this 2601-nucleotide messenger RNA. RefSeq names its product DEAD-box helicase 20 (gene DDX20). Gene Ontology annotation, biological process: spliceosomal snRNP assembly. Gene Ontology annotation, molecular function: RNA binding; RNA helicase activity; ATP binding. Gene Ontology annotation, cellular component: SMN complex. NCBI's taxonomy places the organism in Eukaryota, Metazoa, Chordata, Lepidosauria, Squamata, Anolidae. The record is from RefSeq and is a predicted model, not a curated record.
UCCUCCUCCUUCCACCCCUCCUCUCUCAAAUGGUUUGUUCUCAUUCGCUGGCGUUCUCCGCGCGGGACAAUGCAGAGGUGAGGAGAACCUGCUCUCAUUCUCGUCCGGACUUCUCGCGAGAUUUGCGGCAGCAUCUGCCCAAGAUGGCGGCUGUGGGAGCAUCUCACGCUGAGGGCUGGCUUCGUACCCGGGACGUUCACUUGCAAGAAGGGCCCGAAGACUUCAGCUCGCUGCUGCUGUCCCCUCUGGUGCUGGAAGGACUGAAGGCUGCCGGGUUUCUGAGGCCUUCUCCCGUGCAGCUGAAAGCCAUCCCUCUCGGGAGAUGUGGUUUAGAUCUCAUUGUACAAGCAAAAUCUGGUACUGGUAAAACCUGCGUCUUCUCUACUGUUGCACUUGAUUCUCUUAUCCUGGAAAGUCCAGUUACACAGAUUCUAGUUUUGGCUCCCACUCGAGAAAUUGCUGUACAGAUACAUGCAGUUAUUACAACUAUUGGGAUCAAAAUGGAAGGCUUGGAGUGUCAUGUUUUUAUUGGAGGCACACCUUUAAAUCAAGAUAAAUUAAGGUUGAAAAAGUGUCAUAUUGCAGUUGGCACCCCUGGUCGUAUAAAACAACUCAUAGAGCUGGACUUCCUGAAUACAUCCAGCAUCCGUCUCUUCAUUCUUGAUGAAGCUGAUAAGCUUCUGGAAGAAGGCAGUUUCCAGGAGCAAAUCAAUUGGAUUUAUUCUUCUCUGCCAGCCAAUAAGCAGAUGUUAGCUGUUUCAGCCACCUAUCCAGAAUCACUGGCUAAUACCCUGACUAGAUACAUGAGAGAUCCCACUUUUGUGAGAUUAAAUCCCACUGACCCAAGCCUCAUUGGACUGAAGCAGUACUUCAAAGUUGUGAAUUCUCACCCAUUGCCUCAUAAAACUUUUGAGGAGAAGGCCGAACAUUUACUGGAGCUGUUCAGCAAGAUUCCUUUCAACCAGGCCCUGGUCUUCUCAAAUCUACACAGCCGAGCCCAGCACCUGGCAGCUUUACUGACAUCCAAAGGUUUUCCUGCUGAAUGUAUUUCAGGCAAUAUGAAUCAGAACCAGCGACUUGAUGCCAUGGCUAAACUCAAGCAGUUCCAUUGCAGGGUCUUGAUUUCAACUGAUUUGACGUCACGUGGCAUUGAUGCUGAGAAGGUGAAUCUAGUCAUCAACUUAGAUGUUCCUUUGGACUGGGAAACAUACAUGCAUCGGAUUGGAAGAGCAGGACGCUUUGGAACCUUGGGACUCUCAGUGACAUAUUGCUGCCGUGGAGAAGAAGAAAACAUGAUGAUGAAAAUUGCACAGAAAUGUAACCUUCACCUUCUUCCUUUACCAGAACCUGUCCCCCCUGACCUGAUGGAACGCUUUGAAAGUUGGGGUGUAGAAGUCACUUCUGUCCCUUAUCCCAAUGCUUCACUGUGUGCAUCUGUGAUACCAACAAAAAGCCUGGAAGGGGCAAUACAACAUAAAACAUUAAGCUCCAGAGCGCAGGCUUCUCGUGUUGCUUGUAAAAAUGUUCCUGCUGCAGAACCAAAGCAAAUUUUCAAGAAAAAGCAGCUACUUAAAAGCAGAGUAAAGCACAAUGAAGCAGCUUUAACUGAGAAACAGCAGUCUUAUAGGGUCUCACAGCAGAAAGUCCAGGUGGAACCUGAUCUCCAUAUGGCUGGACAGUGUAAGGAGGAGAUAGACAAGAAAACCUUACAAAACAUGCUCCCUAAGAUCCCUUGCUUGUCCUCUUAUAAGAAAUGUCCGUUUACCAAUGCAUGGAGCAUGGCUGGGUUUGUUGAUGACUAUGAUUACUUCAUUAAGGAAGGGUUAGAAAGAGAGGUGGAGAUCAUAAGAACUUUCACAGGACCUGGAGAGCAGCCUAAACACCCAGAAAGUGAUAGCUUUGAUUCAACAGGAAUGGAAUCUGGCAUGAAUAUUGCAACAACUACUGCGGUAUGGACUGAAGAAUCUGGUAGCGAUAGUAGCUCUCACAGUUCUGGAUCAUCUGCAUAUUGCCCAGAGGACCAGUCCUAUGUCAAACGCUCUUCAUCUUCACUCUAUAGUGACAACAUUCUCUCAACACAUCAGCCUAUGCAAAGUCAGAGUCAGGAAGCCAGUCUCCCUGAGUGCGUUGAAGAGGCAUCUCUGACGCAGAAGAAGAUGAAAGAAAGCAAACAGAAGAGGCAAAGCUGCCGUGCUCCCAUCACCAAGCCUUCCAAGAAAAACUCUUUAGAAAAUACAGUUCAUGAUAAAUGUUCAGAGAACCAGAGUUCUGAGGAAUACUGGAGAAUGUAUUAUCGGGCAUGGCGGGACUAUUAUAAAGAAGCUUCUCAUUCAUAUUAUCAAAGGUACCAAAGACCACCCAACAUGGUGACUGCCUAUCAUGCCAAUGCAGUCUAUUUUGAAGAAUUGUUGGGGUAUUAUCGAUAAUGGGAAGAAUGUGUUAAGAUUGUUCCUCCAGUCUAAACAUGUCAAUAUCUUUGGUCGGUUUUGUUUGAUUCACACACUUUUAUAUUACCAUUUUGUUCCAUUUGUAUUCUGUUCCAUAUAUUCAUCAGAAGGUGAAGAGGUUUAGCAGUGUUGCUAGUAAAUAGUGCAAAAACAA